AUGAAGCAUAAAGGGAUGUUGAGUAAAGAGACGUUUGCGUCGAUUUCACGGAGAUAUGCUAGAGUGAGGAAGGUUAAAGAAGCCGUAGAUGCUUUUGAGAAGAUAGAGAAGUUUGGAAUGAAGUUGGUAGUGUCGGAUUAUAAUAGAUUGAUUGAUACUUUGAGCAAAUCGAAAAAUGUUGAGAAAGCACAAGAGGUGUUUAAUACAAUGAAGAAGAGAAGGGAGAUGAGAGAUGAAGGGUUUGAACUUGAUGUUGUGACAUAUGGUAUAAUUAUCAUUGUGCAUUGUAAGGCAAGGAAAUAUGAUGAAGCACUUGAGUUAUUCCGUGAAAUGGAAGCAAAGAAUUGCCAAGUGUUUGAUGAAAUAAAUGACAAGGACCCAGAUGUUAUUUUAAGCAAUAGAGUCCAUGAGGACACUGAAAGAUUCAAGGUGCUCUGGAAUUUAGUUAGUGAUAUGAAGCAUAAAGGGUUGUUGAGUAAAGAGACGUUUGCAUUGAUUUCACGGAGAUAUGCUAGAGCAAGGAAGGUUAGAGAAGCUGUAGAUGCUUUUGAGAAGAUAGAGAAGUUUGGAAUGAAGUUGGGAGUGCUGGAUUAUAAUAGAUUGAUUGAUACUUUGAGCAAAUCAAGAAAUGUUAGGGGUUCAUUAGAGUGUUAUGGAAUUAGUAACCCUAGAGAGCUUAGGAAACAAAGACUAUACCUGUGA
Quercus robur (English oak) is the source of this 702-nucleotide messenger RNA. Its product is annotated as pentatricopeptide repeat-containing protein At1g71060, mitochondrial-like. Gene Ontology annotation, molecular function: protein binding. The record is from RefSeq and is a predicted model, not a curated record. Bases 1 to 702 code for a protein of 233 amino acids. NCBI's taxonomy places the organism in Eukaryota, Viridiplantae, Streptophyta, Magnoliopsida, Fagales, Fagaceae. The transcript has 4 exons.